AUUCGCUCUACAAAUAGGGAAGGUUGAUGAAUGUAGCACCAUCAGAGCCACUUCAAUCUCUCAAUUUCUACGUUUUAGAGAAUGGAGUCCUCACAUAUCAGUCUUAGGGUAUGUUGGUCAUUUAUCCUACUCCAUGCAAUCUUCCUCAACUCCUCUUCACUGGCGGAGUCUACAAAUGAGACCGAUCGACUCGCAUUGCUCGCAUUCAAAGAUAGUAUUUCUGAAGAUCCUAACGGUAUAUUGAGCUCAUGGAACCAUUCUCUCCAUUUCUGCCGAUGGAUGGGAGUCAGCUGCAGUCGCCGCCAUCAUCAAAGGGUCACUAUCUUGAAUCUCACGGGCCACAGCUUGGUGGGCCACUUAUCAUCUCACAUCGGAAAUCUCUCUUUCCUAAGAAGAAUCAAUCUCUCCAAAAACAAAUUCCAAGGCGAAAUCCCUCAAGAAAUCGGCCGUCUGUUCCGUCUUCAGAUUCUCAACCUGACUGAAAAUUCACUCCAAGGAGAAAUUCCAUCCAAUCUUAGCCACUGCUCAGAACUCCUAACCAUUCACAUGAACCGGAAUCAGCUCGUUGGAAGACUUCCCGCCGAGCUUGGUUCUUUGUCAAAGCUCAUUUAUCUUGCCGUCGCUUUCAAUAAUCUCAAAGGAAGCAUUCCACCUUCGUUUGGGAACCUUUCCUCUCUCAAUUUCCUUGAUCUAGGAAUUAACAAUUUUGAAGGGCAAAUUCCAAACCAGCUUGGUCAUUUGGCAAGCGUGACCUUUAUUGAAAUAGGUGGAAAUCAGUUCUCAGGUACGAUUCCAUCAUCGAUUUAUAAUCUCUCAUCUCUCCAGCUGUUCGGGGUGGCAAAUAACAGGCUACGUGGAAGCAUUUCACCCAACCUGGGCCUUGCCUUUCCACGGCUACGAUGGCUUCUUCUAGGAGAAAACCAAUUCACUGGAGCAAUUCCAAUUUCAUUAUCCAAUGCUUCAAGUCUCAGACUUGCUGAUUUCAGCGCCAACAGUUUUAGUGGAUCCGUGCCUGUGAAUCUAGGAAGUCUUUCGGAUCUUGACCGUUUCAAUGUCGAGAGUAAUCAGCUUGGAAGUAUGGAGGGUGAUGACCUGAGAUUCCUCACUUCACUGACCAACUGCACUAGUUUAAAAAUUAUAGGUGCAGGUUCUAAUAAUCUCUACGGUGAGUUGCCUGGCUCCAUUGCUAAUCUCUCAACACAGCUAACCUUUCUGAGUUUGGGAGAAAAUAAAAUAUUUGGAAUUAUUCCCAAGGGAAUUGAGAAUCUCAUCAACUUGUAUGCUUUGGCUCUGGGAGUGAAUUCCUUGGAGGGUACUCUUCCAGAUGCUAUUGGGGAGCUUAACAAGUUGCAAGUCUUGAGUCUCUCUGUAAACAAAUUUUCAGGUCGAAUCCCACCUUCAAUUGGUAAUAUUACUCGAUUGAGCAGACUUUAUUUGCUUGGAAAUGAUUUCCAUGGAAGUAUACCGUCGAGUUUUGGAAAUUGGGGAUUUAUGGAAUCAUUGAUUAUUUCUCAAAAUAAAUUCAAUGGUACCAUACUCAAACAAGUUGGUGCGGCUAAAAUCGACAUGUCUGGUAACUCAUUCACUGGGUCUCUCCGGCUGGAAGUUGAUAACUUAGAAAAUAUUAGGGAAAUGGACGUCUCUGAGAAUAAACUAUCAGGUGAAAUUCCAGAUACGUUGGGAAAGUGUCAAAGCAUGGAGUUGCUUUAUAUGCAUGGAAACUUGUUUCAAGGAACAAUUCCAGAGUCUCUAAAGAAUUUAAAAGGUAUCAAAGUGCUAGAUCUUUCGCGCAAUAACUUGUCUGGGCAGAUUCCAAAGUAUUUCGAAGAAUUUCAUUUCUUAGAGUAUUUGAAUUUGUCAUUUAAUAAUUUUGAGGGUGAAGUGCCCAAAGGAGGGAUCUUUAGAAAUGCCAGCGCAAUUUCAGUUGAUGGAAAUAGAAAACUCUGUGGAGGUAUACCAGAACUACAAUUGCCAGGGUGCCCUAAGCAAGCUUCUAAGAACAGAGGAAAGCCUCUUUCUCCCAGAGUAAAAGUCACAAUCAUUACUGUGGUUUUAUCUUCGUUUCUCCUGUCAUCUAUCAUUGCAGCUCUUUAUUGGAGAAGAAAUUCUUCAAAGAGAGCUUCUUCUCCAUCUUCCACAGAGAAUCAGUUGUUACAAGUUUCUUAUGCAGAUCUCCUUCAAGCAACUGAUGGGUUUUCUUCGGCUAAUUUAGUUGGUGUGGGAAGUUUCGGUUCGGUAUAUAAAGGAGUUCUAGAAUGCUUUGAAACACUUGUUGCAGUGAAGGUACUCAACCUCCGACAGCAAGGAGCUUUUAAGAGUUUUGCAGCUGAAUGUGAAGCCUUCAGAAACAUCCGACAUCGAAAUCUUGUGAAGAUCUUAACGGUUUGCUCGAGCAUUGAUUUUAAUGGCAAUGAUUUCAAAGCUCUAGUGUUUGAGUAUCUGCCUAAUGGUAGUCUGGAGAAGUGGUUGCAUCCAAAUGUAGAUGAACAACUUCAACUGAGGAAUUUGAAUCUUACGCAAAGGCUAAAUAUAGCCAUUGAUGUUGCUUUGGCAUUGGAUUAUCUUCAUCAUCAUUCCCAAACACCGAUCGUUCAUCGUGACCUAAAACCAAGCAAUGUUCUUCUUGAUGAUGAUAUGGUUGCCCAUGUGGGUGACUUUGGUUUAUCAAGGUUCCUCGAUGAAGCUGCAGAAAGUUUCUCUCAAAAUCAAACUAGCACAUUUGGGAUCAAGGGAUCAAUUGGGUACAUUCCUCCAGAGUAUGGGAUGGGCGGUAAGGCAUCCACACAUGGAGAUGUAUAUAGUUAUGGGAUCUUUCUCCUGGAGAUGAUCACUGGCAAGCGGCCAACUGAUGACAUGUUUAAGGACAAUCAGAGCCUUCAUCACUUUGCUAAGUCAGCUUUUCCCAAACAAGUAAUGGAGAUCAUAGAUCCGACACUUCUCUUAGAAAAUGCUGAAGCUACUCAAGACAGUGAAAAUCGUAACAAUUUGAGAAAUAGAAUGCAUGAUUGCUUGGUUUCAUUGGUCAGCGUUGGUGUAUCGUGUUCCGUAGAAUCGCCAAAAGAACGAAUGGAGAUGAAAGACAUUGUCAUGGAAUUGCAUGCAAUUAGAGACUUAUAUCUCGAGGUUGGAAUUCACCGGCAGAGAUAAAAUAGGCCUUAUUGUUAGGUGAAGGUUCAUCUUACCUCAGUAACUACUAAGAUUACAUUUGAAGUUACAUUGAAGAAGAUUCCGACAUAAAAUAAAAUUGCUUGAUAUUUUUCUAAGCAGCUCUAGAUAUAUAUUGUUCUAGUUUUGAAUCUAUGGGAAAUAUGUUCGUUUCCUUUAUUUUAUCUUGUUUAAGACAGGUAGAUUGUAUUAUAAAUAUCAGGAGAAGAAAUACUUCUCAAAAUAAAGAGAAUAAUGGGUACCCCAUCCUAUUAAGUA
Molecule: messenger RNA, 3423 nt
Organism: Magnolia sinica
Lineage: Eukaryota; Viridiplantae; Streptophyta; Magnoliopsida; Magnoliales; Magnoliaceae
Product: probable LRR receptor-like serine/threonine-protein kinase At3g47570
Exons: 2
Coding region: 82-3147 (1021 amino acids)
Biological process (GO): protein phosphorylation
Molecular function (GO): ATP binding; protein binding; protein kinase activity
Source: RefSeq, a predicted model, not a curated record